Molecule: messenger RNA, 1782 nt
Organism: Miscanthus lutarioriparius
Lineage: Eukaryota; Viridiplantae; Streptophyta; Magnoliopsida; Poales; Poaceae
Source: the annotation of a GenBank genome assembly
AUGACUCCUCUGCCGCUCCGCCGCCUCCACUUCCACAUCCUUCUCGUGCUCCUUGCAGCAUCAGCCGCGCAGGCCACCGACCCCAGCGGCUGCAGCGGGGGCGACCGCUGCGGCGAUCUCGUCCUCCCCUACCCUUUCCAUCUCAACUCUUCCUGUGUCAGCGCCGGAGCCAACUCCUCCCUCUUCCGCCUCUCCUGCAACGCCAGCGCCACCCUCACCCUCGCGCUCGGUUCCGCCACAUUCCGGGUCCUCGCCUUCCUCCCCUCAGGAUCGCUCCUCCUCGACUACGCCCCUGCGUCGCCGUCCCCAUGCGACGCGGCCUACGCCCCCUUCUCACGACCGACCUCCCCGGCGGCUGCGCUCGACGCCGCGCCCUUCCUCGCCAUUACGCCGGCCAACGUGCUCCGCCUCUACGCCUGCGAGGACUCGUCUCUCUGCCGCGCCGGCUGCGAUGAUGUCGCGACGUGUGGGGGCAAGUCUGGGUGCUGCUACCCGCUCUCGGACUGCAGCGUCUGGAAGCCCGGGAAGGGGCUGGGCGUUUUCGCCGACUACGGGUGCCGGGGUUUCUCGAGCUGGGUCAAGAACCGGUCGGCGCCAGCAGGGGCAGCAAGCGGGGUUGUGAGGGGGAUCGAGGUCGAGUGGGCCGUGCCGAGGGGCAGCGCCAUGGCAAAAUGCGCCGAUGGCGCGGCGCUCGUGAAUGCCACGGCACUGCACGACGGCGUGCGGUGCGCGUGCGCUGCGGGUCUCGUCGGCGACGGCUUCGCACAGGGCACAAGUUGCUCCAAAGGCACAUCCUGCAGCAAUGGUGAGCAUGCAGAUGACGGCAGGGAGUGUUGCCAGGGACGAUUCUGCUCCAAGAAGGCAGUCGUCCUUGCUGGAUUUUUCGUUUCGCUGUUCUUCCUGGCGGCGGCAGUCUCGUUCUGGCUGUUCCUGAGACAGCCUUCCAAGGACAGCCGGUGGGACCUCGACCCGGCGUGCAUCCCCAAGAUCCUCCGGAGCGCGUGCGACGCGAAGCAGUUCACGUACGAGCAGCUGGAGGAAGCAACGAAGAGGUUCGACAGCAGGAUCGGUUACGAGACGCAGGGGAAGCUGAGGCUGGUCCUGGACCGGAUCGAGCUCCUGUCCGAGAUCUCUCACCCAAACAUCGCCCGCGUCGUGGGCUUCUGCCUCUACUCCAGCAACGCGCUGCUGCUGGUGCACGAGCACUUCGCCGGGGGCACGCUGGAGGAGCACCUGCGCCAGAUGAAGUGCCGCGUCCUCAGCUGGUACCACCGGGUCAACAUCGCCAUCGAGCUCGCCAGCGCCCUCACGUACCUGCAGGCGCACGAGACAGCCCCGACCUUCCUGUACGACCUCAGGUCCAGCGAGAUCUUCCUGGACACCGACUUCGCCGCCAAGAUCGCCGACUACAAGCUCACGAGGCCGGCGACGUACUACUCCGCGUCGUACGACCAGGAUGUCGUGUGCAACUUCGGCCACCUCCUGAUCGAGCUACUGACGGGGCUGAGGCAGCAGAUCCCGCUCGACUCGGUCGCGCCCAAGUUGAGGGAAGGGAGGCUCCACGAGGUCAUCGACCCGACGCUUCUGUCGGGAAAGCAGCUCCCGGCCUCGCACGAUGAGGUGAGGAAGGUGUUCGAGCUCGCCGUCCGGUGCCUGUCCAGCGCCGAGAACGGGCUCUGCAUGCUCGCCGUCGCCAGAGAACUGAUGCACAUUCUGAGGGACAACAACGGGUGGCUUGAGGACUCCAUUGUCUGCACAGGAGUAGUGGGCUCGAUCCCCUAA